This is a messenger RNA of Notothenia coriiceps (black rockcod), 644 nucleotides long. RefSeq names its product protein S100-A16. The record is from RefSeq and is a predicted model, not a curated record. Bases 60 to 335 code for a protein of 91 amino acids. The transcript has 2 exons. Gene Ontology annotation, molecular function: calcium ion binding; calcium-dependent protein binding. Gene Ontology annotation, cellular component: perinuclear region of cytoplasm. NCBI's taxonomy places the organism in Eukaryota, Metazoa, Chordata, Actinopteri, Perciformes, Nototheniidae.
GAACCUUUGUGGGAAAAGUACUUGGUGUGAACGCGCCUCUUCUCUCUCUCUCUUUAGAUAUGGAGUCAGCCAUAAAGACUGUGGUCACCACGUUUCUAAGUUCUACCAAGGGGAAGGAGAACCUAAACGGAGGCGGCUUCCAGAAGCUGGUAAAGAACAAGCUUGGUGGCCUAAUGCAGGAUACCAACUGCUCCUCUGCCGUUAAGGAGAUGCAGUCCGGAUUGGAUGCGAACAAUGAUGGAAAGGUCAGCUUCCAGGAAUACCUCACUCUGAUUGGCUACCUGGCCUCCUCCCUCAGUGCGAGCAAGACUGGAGCCACUGCAGAUGCAUCAUAGAUGUUAAACCACAGUGUUUGUGGGAGCAGCAUUUAUUUUGGAGGAUUUUUAAGUAUAUUUUUUUGAUUUCUAAAUGCUAAACAUCAGAUAUACAUUUUUUCAAAACAGUCCAUACUUUUCAUUCAGUUAAUCAACCAGUUGUGUAAUGCUCUUAAUGUCCAGAUCAGCCUUUUUUCAUUCACACCAUAUUGAUCUCCACUGUCAAGGACACAUUGAAGGACUCUAAGAUGGGAGUGUCUUUUUUAUACCAAUUAUAUACCAGAUACUCACUGUGUUUUCAGAAUAAAAGCUUUAUACAAUGAAACUAUA